Messenger RNA from Clunio marinus, 411 nucleotides. The record is from the annotation of a GenBank genome assembly. Lineage: Eukaryota; Metazoa; Arthropoda; Insecta; Diptera; Chironomidae.
AUGAAAAAAUGUGCCAAACAUGAACAUAAACCAACGGCAAAUGAGAAGAAGAAAACCAACAACGUAAUUGCCAUGCACGACAAAAACUUGCAAUGUUCACAUGUAAGAAAGAUAAGAAAAGUGAGAUCAGCAUCGGUCGAUGGAUUGGACGAUGAUAAAACAUUAAAAUUUAUUGGCAUCGUUGUGCUGAUUGCAGCGAAUGGCGAAGCCCAUUCAAAUGAAAAUGUUUCCAAUAAAUGGCAAAUGAAAAGAAAUGGAAAAAGCUCAUUUAACUUAAUUUGCAAUUUGCAGUUCAUUUUGAUGAAAUUUGGUCUUGCAUGCUGCCAGUGGAAUCUACAAAUAUCUGUCAUUGCCGUUGUUGCUACUGCUUCAGUUUCCCAACACAUGUCACAUUCAAUUAAAAUUAAUUAA